GCUCCCCGUCCCGUCCCACUGCCGGCGGCAGCUUCCGCUGGGAGGGCCCCGUGGGCGCUUCUUCUGGGAACUCCGGGACGGAAGAUGGUUGAAGAUCAGAAGAGAAAACUGCUCAUGGUUCUUGCUCUCCUCUUGCUGCCCAGCUCAGCACAAUCAGGGAAUACAGACAGACUCACAGAGCAUCACUGCAUGGACUUCCAGAGAGCCAGUUUCCUAGGGGGCAGAAAACUUAAGGUCCAGUUUCUUCUGUUCACUUCCUUAAGCCCCAGCUGUGGAGAGCUGAUUUCAGCUGAUGAUGGCAUCAAGAACUGCGGCUUCAACAGCAGCCUGGAAACCAAAAUCAUCAUCCAUGGCUUCAGGGCUUUGGGUACCAAACCUUCCUGGAUUGAAGGGCUUGUCCAAGCCAUACUGCACACCAGGCAGGUGAAUGUGAUCGCAGUAGACUGGGUUUAUGGGUCUACAGGAGCCUAUCCCUCCGCAGUGGAAAAUGUCACACAGCUGGCCCUCGCCAUCUCACAGUUCAUCAGCAAGCUCCUGGCCCUGGGAGUCUCAGGGACAUCCAUCCACAUUAUUGGGGUAAGCCUCGGAGCACAUGUCGGGGGCCUGGUGGGGCACUUCCACGGCGGUCGUCUGGGACGGAUAACAGCCCUGGAUCCUGCAGGCCCUAAGUACACCAGAGCCAGCCCUGAGGAACGCCUGGAUCCUGGGGAUGCCCUCUUCGUGGAAGCCAUUCAUACUGAUGCUGACAAUUUUGGGAUCCGGAUUCCUGUAGGCCACAUCGAUUAUUUUGUCAAUGGAGGCAAAGAUCAGCCAGGAUGCCCCCGAUUCAUCUCUGCAGGCUAUAACUUCCUGAUCUGUGAUCACAUGCGGGCCAUACAUCUCUACAUCAGUGCCUUGAGCCAUCCCUGUCCCAUCUUGGGGUUCCCCUGUGCAAGUCAUCAAGAUUUUCUAAAUGGUCAUUGCCUGGACUGUGCAAAACCCUUCCUGUCCUCCUGUCCCAGAAUAGGCCUACUGGAGCAGGCAGGUGUCAACAUGAGCAGACUGCCCCAGGAAGUGAAAGUUUUUUUAAUGACCAGUCCUUCAGCCCCAUUCUGUGUAUACCACAGCCUGGUUGAGUUCCAGUUGCAGAAGAAAAGAAACAGAGUCACCAGCAUUGAGAUCAGUUUCAGCAGCAACAGCACCAAGGACACAGCAAAGAUCACCAUACCUAAGGACCAGGAGACAGGCAAACGGCUGCUGGCCCACCGAGUUCCCCUCUGCCAGAUAAACAGUGUGACCCUGAAGUAUAUCCCCAAGAAUCUUUUUUGGAGCAAGGAUGAGCCAUCCAUUGUUGGCAAGUUCUGUGUAGCACCACUGCCUCUCAAUAGCAGCAGGACAAUGUCAUGUCUGCCCUGGAGCCUCACCCUCCCCAGCAAAACAGACAUCUCGUAUGAGCUGCCUACUGCUUGUGCCUAGCUCUGCCUUCAGGAUAAACAGAACCAGAAAGGAAUCCUAAACCUAUUGCUGCUCUUUGCUCCCAGAUGAUACUUUCACCAUAAAACUGGAUGGGUUUUUUACUCCCUGCAUAAGGGGCAAGAUGUCAAGGAACAGAAGUGUGUGGCAUAUUGACAAAUACAAGGUUAACUGGUUAUAGCAAAAUCUUCCAGUUAAAAGACUGGAUUGACACUUUUGUCUCACAGGUUCUGUACCAGCUCUCAAAGUGAGACAGGAAAGUAAUUUAAUCUCAAGGUUUGAAUCUGUAUGAAAGAAGGAGUGGAUAAUAUUGCUCUUUUUAUAGUGGGAGUAUUAGUAUAAUUCAUUAGUGUUUUAUAUUAAACUGUCCUGAAAUCUUCAUAUUAAA
Molecule: messenger RNA, 1840 nt
Organism: Vidua chalybeata
Lineage: Eukaryota; Metazoa; Chordata; Aves; Passeriformes; Viduidae
Gene: PLA1A
Product: phospholipase A1 member A
Exons: 12
Coding region: 85-1455 (456 amino acids)
Biological process (GO): lipid metabolic process
Molecular function (GO): carboxylic ester hydrolase activity; lipase activity
Source: RefSeq, a predicted model, not a curated record